AUGGCAUCUUUUGGACUUGAGCUGGCCGGCAUCACCCUGGCAGUGUUGGGGUGGGCUCUCACUGUGACCAGCUGUGCCCUUCCAAUGUGGAGGGUCUCGGCCUUUAUUGGCGCCAACAUCGUCACUGCUCAGGUGUACUGGGAGGGUCUGUGGAUGAGUUGUGUCUUCCAGAGCACGGGCCAGAUGCAAUGUAAAAUCUACGACUCGAUGCUGGCUUUACCUCAGGACCUCCAGGCUGCCAGGGCACUCACAGUUGUUGCCAUCCUAGUGGGGUUGAUUGCUCUCCUCAUUGCCAUGGUGGGAGCCAAGUGCACCAACUGCAUCGAGGAGGAUGGGGUUAAAGCCAAGGUGAUGAUCUCUUCUGGAGUGGCGUUCAUCAUAGCAGGUCUGGCUCAACUAGUGCCUGUUUCCUGGUCAGCAAACACCAUUGUUGUCGAGUUCUACAGUCCAAUCAUCCCUGCUGGGCAGAAGAUGGAGAUCGGGGCAUCACUGUAUGUAGGAUGGGCUGCCUCAGCCCUGCUGGUGACUGGGGGAGCUAUCCUCUGCUGCAGUUGCCCUCCAAAGGAAGACAAACCACUGAAGUAUAACAUACAGCCCCAGAGUCGUGCAGCAUACUCAGCCGCUCCGAUGUCGGCAGCUCAAAGCUCCUAUACUAGAAAGGACUAUGUGUGA
Pundamilia nyererei is the source of this 672-nucleotide messenger RNA. RefSeq names its product claudin-4-like. Gene Ontology annotation, molecular function: structural molecule activity. The transcript has a single exon. Lineage: Eukaryota; Metazoa; Chordata; Actinopteri; Cichliformes; Cichlidae. Gene Ontology annotation, cellular component: bicellular tight junction; membrane. The record is from RefSeq and is a predicted model, not a curated record. The coding region runs from base 1 to 672 and encodes 223 amino acids.